CCUCCCAUUCUAACCAUGCAAUGCGCAGCUCCGGGAGUGCACAGCGUGGCGAUCAGCGCUGCGCUGUGUCCCUCGGAAAGAGCCGAAGAUGUAGGCUCGGUCAUGUGAUCAGCUGUGCCCAAUCACAGCUGAUCACAUAGCACUGAUGAUCUGUGUAGCCCCAGCAGUGCCACCUGUCAGUGCUCAUCCAUGCCACCUGCCAGUGCCCAUCACUACAACAUUUCCGUGCCCACCAGUGCCCAUCUGAGCUGCCUUUCAGUGUCACCCAUCAGUGCCACCUAUCAAUGCCAGUCAGUGCCACCUAUCAGUGCUGCCAGUGCCACCUAUCAGUGCCAGUCAGUGCUGCCUAUCAGUGUGCACCAGUGCCGCCUAACAGUGCCAGUCAGUGCCGCUUAUCAGUGCCAUACUGUAUAUGAGUGCUACCUUUCAGUGCCCAUCAGUGAUGCCUGUCAAUGCCCAUCAGUGCCACCUUCCAGUGCCUCCAUCAGU
Messenger RNA from Staurois parvus, 489 nucleotides. Lineage: Eukaryota; Metazoa; Chordata; Amphibia; Anura; Ranidae. The record is from the annotation of a GenBank genome assembly.